CAAGAGCGGUGGAACCAAGAACAUACAAACGUCUACCAUAAAUUGAAGAUGAAGGUUUUCGGAGUCAUUGGUGCAUGCGUUAUGCUACUGCAGCCAUCUGUGAUAUGCAGGAAUCUCAAAGUUGUACCGAUAGAAGAUAAGGAUUUCUGGUACCAGGAGGGCAAAAAUCGAAUCCGGAAUCAACUGACUAAAAAGUUAAGCGUCAACCGGGCGAAGAACGUUAUAGUAUUUGUUGGUGAUGGAAUGGGCUUGACGACGAUUACAGCGUCACGAAUUUACAAAGGGCAAAUCAAUGGCGAAUUGGGCGAGGAAAACUACCACUCAUUUGAACUUUUCCCUGGCGUUGGAUUGAUCAAGACCUACAACACUGACGCGCAAGUUCCUGACUCUGCUGGAACUGCGACAGCAAUGUUUAGUGGCAUAAAGACCAAGUCAGGAACUUUCGGCAUCGACGCAACUUUGCCAACUGGGGAAUGUGACCCUGCCGUUUUUGAGGCAGCCAAGGUCGACUCCAUACUCAAGUGGGCUCAAGAUGCUGGUAAACGCACGGGAUUGGUUACAACCACAAGAAUCACCCACGCCACCCCGGCGGCGGCGUAUGCUCACGUGUCAGAUAGAGAUUGGGAAUGUGACAGUGAGAUCCCGUCUCAAUACAGAGAUUGCAUGAAAGACAUCGCCAAGCAGCUUGUUGAGGACUCUCCUGGCAAAGAUAUCAACGUUAUCUUUGGAGGCGGCCAGCAGCAGCUUGGCUUUGGAAAUGGUGAUGGCUCCUGCCAACGCGAGGAUGGAUUAAACUUGACUGCCAUUUGGGAGGAAAAUCGCAAAGCGGAGGGAGUCAGUCACCGCUUUGUCACCACCAAAGGCCAAAUGGAUGAACUUAGCACCGAAGAAAAAGUGCUUGGCCUGUUCGACUUUGGUCACAUGGCGUAUGAACUGGAGAGAGAAAAUACAGAGCAACCGUCCAUCGUGAAUAUGACAGUCAAGGCCAUUCAGAUGCUGCAAAAAGCGGAGAACGGAUUCGUGCUGAUUGUCGAGGGCGGAAGGAUCGACCACGCUCAUCAUGACAACUAUGCGAAGCUUGCAUUGACCGAGGCGAUAAUGUUCGAUGAAGCCAUUGCGGCGGCCGUGGCGAUGACCUCGAGGGAAAACACCCUCAUAGUAGUCACCGCUGAUCACUCGCACUCGCUAACUUUUAAUGGUUAUCCAGAUAGGGGAAACGACAUACUUGGUUUUGCACACAACGAGUCUGAUAAGAAGCCCGUUUACGAGACCUUGACCUACGCUAACGGUCCUGGGUUUAAUGUGCACCGUAAAGAGGGGGCCCUUGGCGCAGGAGACUACCUUUGGAAAGACCCUACCCUGAUGGAAGAUAGGGAUGAACUGUACUAUAGGCACUUUGCACCCAUCUUCGAAAAGUCCGAAACCCAUGGCGGAGAAGAUGUUGCCAUUUAUGCAAUUGGUCCUUUCUCGCACUUGUUCAACGGUGUAUUCGAACAAAGUUACGUCGCACACGCUGUCAGCUGCAUUGGAAAUUUCGGGCCCAGCAAAGACUUAUGUAAUUCAUCGAUAUCAGUGAAAGCUGUUUCUGUUCUAGUCCUGAUCAUGGCAUACAUUUCCAGUCGUCUUGUUUGACGAGCCUGAAAUGCUAUUUUGUGAAUGCACGCCUUGUUUGCACGUUUUUGGCAAUGUCCACCGUAGACAAAUGAAUUUUGCCCCGGCAAAAACAAACAAAUACAUGGGCCACCAAUUUUAAACAAA
Cloeon dipterum is the source of this 1758-nucleotide messenger RNA. RefSeq names its product alkaline phosphatase 4-like. Gene Ontology annotation, molecular function: alkaline phosphatase activity. The transcript is spliced from 7 exons. The coding region runs from base 49 to 1632 and encodes 527 amino acids. Gene Ontology annotation, biological process: dephosphorylation. The record is from RefSeq and is a predicted model, not a curated record. Lineage: Eukaryota; Metazoa; Arthropoda; Insecta; Ephemeroptera; Baetidae.